Messenger RNA from Chaetura pelagica (chimney swift), 879 nucleotides. It is a transcript of the gene COQ5, whose product is annotated as coenzyme Q5 homolog, methyltransferase (S. cerevisiae). The record is from RefSeq and is a predicted model, not a curated record. NCBI's taxonomy places the organism in Eukaryota, Metazoa, Chordata, Aves, Apodiformes, Apodidae. Gene Ontology annotation, molecular function: methyltransferase activity. Gene Ontology annotation, biological process: ubiquinone biosynthetic process. The coding region runs from base 1 to 816 and encodes 271 amino acids. The transcript is spliced from 7 exons.
AUGGCGUGUCCGCAACAUCCUGCUUGCGGGUUUUACCAGGUCUUUGAAAGUGUGGCCAAAAAAUAUGAUGUAAUGAACGAUUCAAUGACUCUAGGGAUUCAUCGAGUGUGGAAGGAUAUCCUCGUGCAUAAAAUGAACCCUUCCCCAGGAACACUUCUGCUUGAUGUUGCUGGAGGAACAGGUGACAUUGCCUUUCGCUUCAUUAACUACGUCCGCUCGGCACGAGAGCGGCAGCUCCAGAGGAAGCUCAGACACCAGCAGGAUUUAUCGUGGCAGGAGAUUUCUGAGAGUUACCAGGAAGACAAAUCUAAUUCACUCGGGGAUUCCCAAGUGGUGGUCUGUGACAUUAACAGAGAAAUGCUAAAAGUUGGGAAGCAGAAAGCACAGCAUCUUGGCUACUCUGAAGGUUUGUCUUGGGUGCUUGGAAAUGCUGAAGAGUUGCCCUUUGAUGAUGAUAAGUUUGAUGUUUACACAAUUGCCUUUGGAAUCCGAAAUGUAACUCGUAUUGAUUUGGCACUUCAGGAGGCCUAUCGUGUGCUGAAACCAGGAGGAAGAUUUCUCUGCCUUGAAUUUAGUCACGUCAGCAACCCCCUUCUUUCCAGGCUCUACGAUCUGUACAGUUUCCAGGUUAUCCCUGUCCUGGGUGAGGUUAUCGCUGGUGACUGGAAGUCUUACCAGUAUCUUGUGGAGAGCAUCCGACGUUUCCCCCCUCAGGAGGAGCUGAAAGCAAUGAUAGAAGAUGCGGGGUUUUUUAAAGUGGAUUAUGAGAAUUUAAACUUUGGCAUCGUUGCCAUUCACUCAGGUUUCAAACUGUGACUCUGCUAUGUAGCAAAGCACAAGAAGUGUGAUUUUCCUGAGGAAGACAAAGGCUGUGAAAUU